This is a messenger RNA of Harpegnathos saltator (Jerdon's jumping ant), 1375 nucleotides long. RefSeq names its product transcription factor SOX-8. Gene Ontology annotation, molecular function: DNA-binding transcription factor activity, RNA polymerase II-specific; RNA polymerase II cis-regulatory region sequence-specific DNA binding. Gene Ontology annotation, cellular component: nucleus. NCBI's taxonomy places the organism in Eukaryota, Metazoa, Arthropoda, Insecta, Hymenoptera, Formicidae. Gene Ontology annotation, biological process: regulation of transcription by RNA polymerase II. The record is from RefSeq and is a predicted model, not a curated record. The coding region runs from base 69 to 1154 and encodes 361 amino acids. The transcript has 4 exons.
UAUCUGAUGUUUGUAUGUGAAAAGUAUGAUCUCUCGCGAGUUCAUAGAAACGCGUCUCGUUGAUAUCUAUGAGAAAUAUACUUUUUGAUGCGCGUGUGAGUUUCGAUUGUUCGAUCAGUGAGAUAAAAAUGGAGGCGCAUCACAAUAAUAACGGCUUGUCGUCCAUGGAAGGUAAAGCCGGCCCGUCGAGCAACGAGCACUGCAGCAACAGUUCCCUGGAUGACGCUGUGGGCAAGUUACUGCAAGGAUACGACUGGACGCUACUUCCGGUGACUUCGCGCGCCGGAGGCCGAAGAAGUGCUCACGUGAAACGUCCCAUGAAUGCCUUCAUGGUAUGGGCGCAAGCGGCAAGGAGAAGAUUGGCCGACCAGUAUCCGCAGUUGCACAACGCCGAGUUGUCGAAGACGCUAGGAAAGUUAUGGAGGAUCUUGAGCGACGGCGAGAAGCAGCCGUUUAUCGAGGAAGCAGAGAGACUGCGGAAUGCGCACAAGAAGCAACAUCCGCACUACAAGUAUCAACCGCGCCGAAGGAAACCCAAGCCGGAUGACCAGAUGGGCAUUAUCGUGCACAGAGGUGGACUAUCUUCGCCAGGUACCUCUCUCGACUCACCCGGCACCGGUCCGGACUGCACGAGCUAUGGCCGGCUGUAUCCGGAUGCCGGUGUGAAAGCGUACGAGCGAGCAGCUUACGGACACGAGCCCAAGUCCACCUACGACCACCUGGCCCGGCCAGGUAUCUGGGUGAACGAGACGGCCAAGUACCCAGCUGAUCACCCCAACAAGCCGACGGCGUACGACGCAACGGCGAAGAGCUACGCCGAAGCCAAGUGUCACGAGGUCGCCAAGUACCACCACGAAAUGACCAAUAGCAAGUACCACGAGAUGACCGCCGGCGGCACCAAGUAUCCAGAACUGCAGGCCAAGAGUUACGAGCUGCCCAAGUAUCCGGAGACCAAGGGAUACUCCACGGAGAUGAGUAGCGCCGCCGCCAAAGCGCCGUAUGCCUGCGUGCACGGCCAGUAUUACCCGGCAGCUGAGGGAUACGCCGUGCACGAGGAGAACGACUACCAGGCGCAGAGCGUUUCGUCGCACUCCUUUUACCCUUACAUAUCCGCGUCGAUGGCGCAACCGCCGUACUACAUGGGGCCUCGAUAAGUCGCGCUCGCUCGUCCCGACGACUCCUCGUGGUGUAGGCAGCAACCCGUCGACAGUUUACUGAAGUAACCCGUGAAGUAAUUCGGGCAAUAGUGGGUGAUAUGUCUAUGACAAACUCGAUAGAUCGUUUAGGCUCUGUGAGGUAAAGCAUACUAUAUCCGAUAUACGCUUUGUGCUAUAAUGUUCUCUCUCUCUCUCUCUCUCUCUCUCUCUCUCUCUCU